UAUGGGAGGUGAUUAGUGUCAAAACUAUUAUUGUUAUUACACAAUAAUUUGAUAGUCAAUAAAACUCAUUAUGAUGAUAACAAACCACCCACGUAAUUAUACCACCCACGGUUGGAGGUGUGUCACAAGGUGUGGUUGUACUGAAAAUGGCAGAUCUAAGUCGUUGUAUAGAGUUGAUCAGAAGAACAAUCCAGGAAUUGUCUCGAUACGAAGAUGGCCGAACUAUGCCUCAUCACAUUCUUGAAUUUAUUGUGCUCUCUAUUGAGCUGGCAUAUCGAGAGCUGCUUGCUCACGAUAUUGCAAAUAGUCUAUCUCAGUCUCAAAGAGAGACCAUUGAGACUGUACGUCAUUGCUACACUGUUAUUAAGGAAUUGGAAAGAGGUCAUUAUAGAUCAUGCUCUUUGUCAGUGACAAUAGUAUAUAAUGGUGUUGGUCGUCCGAGGUAUGACAUUCCUGAAAGUUCACUUGAAUUGUUACUUGAAAAUAGAUUUACAGUUCCACAAAUAUCCCAUUUAUUUGGUGUCUCUGUUAGUACUAUUAGAAGACGAAUGUCGGAAUUGAGGUUACUUGUAAGGUCAUAUUAUUCGACUGUAUCUGACAGUGAUUUAGAUGCUAUUAUUAUGGGAAUACAAGAGCUAUAUCCUAUGUGUGGAAACCGCCAAAUGCAGGGACAUCUACUUUCACGAGGAUAUCGCAUUCAACAGUGUCGUAUUCGAGAAUCACAAAGGCGUAUUGAUCCAUAUGGAACAGCAUUACGAAAGCUUCAUGUUCUUAAUCGACGUGAAUAUUCAGUUCCAAGCCCUUUGUCAUUGUAUCAUAUUGAUGGGCACCAUAAACUUAUCAGGUGGAAAUUUGUUGUCCAUGGAUGCAUUGAUGGCUAUAGUCGAAGAAUAAUAUAUCUACAGGCAUCGAAUAACAACAAAGCUGAGACAGUUCUGCAACUUUUCAGAGACAGUGUUUCCAAAUAUGGACUCCCAAGUCGUGUGAGAGGUGAUAAGGGUGGUGAAAAUGUAGGUGUGGCAGAUUAUAUGAUUCAGUGCAGAGGUAGUGGCCGUGGCAGUUUCAUUGCUGGAAAGUCAGUCCAUAAUCAGCGGAUCGAGCGUCUAUGGCACGAUGUUUUUCAGGGAUGUUUAGUCAUAUUCUACAAAUUAUUUUACCAGAUGGAGGAUCAAUUUUUGCUAAAUAUUGAAGAUGAUAUACAUGUCUUUUCAUUGCAUUACAUUUUUUUAGGAAGGAUUAAUCAUGCCUUGGGUCAAUUUCUGGAGGCAUGGAAUAAUCAUCCUCUUUCUAGCUGCCAUAAUCACUCGCCCAUUCAGUUAUGGAUUUAUGGUCUUUGUGAACAAGCAAUGGAUGACAUAGAUCAGAAUGCUUUACCAUUCUUUGGAAUCGAUUGGAAUGGUCCAUUGACAGAAACUGAAGAUGAAGAACAUGUGCAUGUACCUGUCGUAGAUAACCCUUUAACACCAGAAGAUUACAAUGAACUGUGUCACACAGUGUCUCCUCUGGAUCCCAGUGACAGUUUAGGAGUGGACCUUUACUUAAAUGUUUUACAAUUUAUUUGUCAAAAAUUGAAUAUUGAGUGUGACUAAUGAAUAAUGAUUUUUAACAAUAA
Amphimedon queenslandica is the source of this 1612-nucleotide messenger RNA. RefSeq lists its product as uncharacterized. The transcript is spliced from 3 exons. Lineage: Eukaryota; Metazoa; Porifera; Demospongiae; Haplosclerida; Niphatidae. Gene Ontology annotation, molecular function: nucleic acid binding. The record is from RefSeq and is a predicted model, not a curated record. Gene Ontology annotation, biological process: DNA integration. Bases 147 to 1589 code for a protein of 480 amino acids.